Messenger RNA from Thalassophryne amazonica, 6611 nucleotides. RefSeq names its product ubiquitin specific peptidase 8 (gene usp8). NCBI's taxonomy places the organism in Eukaryota, Metazoa, Chordata, Actinopteri, Batrachoidiformes, Batrachoididae. Gene Ontology annotation, molecular function: cysteine-type deubiquitinase activity. The record is from RefSeq and is a predicted model, not a curated record. Gene Ontology annotation, cellular component: cytosol; postsynaptic density; midbody. Bases 153 to 3416 code for a protein of 1087 amino acids. Gene Ontology annotation, biological process: endosome organization; Ras protein signal transduction; protein K63-linked deubiquitination. The transcript has 19 exons.
CGCUUCUCAAGCAAUACUAAAUGAAGAAGAAACACAACCAGAAGUCAGCUGUCAAAAAAGUAACUCAAGUGUAAGCAACGCGUGAAAAAAGAGAUGUUCAGAGGUUGUGAGCAGCUUUGAAGACUAAGCUGUGAGUCAACACACCGGCCAAGAUGCCUGCAGUGUCCACUGGGCUGAAGGACCUUUACCUGUCCACAUCUCUAGGAGACCUUAAUAAGAAAGCUGACAUUAAGCUGGACAAGAGUAGCACAAGAAGCUAUGUUCAGAGUGCUUGUAAAAUCUUCAAGGCAGCUGAGGAAUGUCGUCUGGACAGAGAUGAGGAGAAGGCAUAUGUGCUCUACAUGAAGUAUUUAACAGUGUAUGAUCUCAUCAAGAAAAGACAAGACUUCAAACUUCAACCGGACUACUUCCUAACCAUGCUUGGACCAUCCAACUUUAAGAAAGCCAUUGAAGAAGCUGAGAAGCUUUCAGAAAGCCUGAAACUUAGGUAUGAAGAAGUUGAAGUUAGAAAAAAGCUUGAGGAGGAGGAGAGACAACACGAAAUGAAAAAGAGGGAAGAAAUAACUGAGAAAGAUGGCCAAAGCUCCCCCAAAGCAGCAUCUGCUAACAAGAAAGAUGUGAAAAAGGUGAAAGGAGAACAGAAUGAGCUGAUGACUGCAAUUUCAAAAGCACCAGGUCCCGCUGGUGGAAUCACAGCUGAGAAUCUUUUUCACAUGAUGAAGGACCAGGCUAUUACAACUAUUGUCAUGGAUGCUCGCAGCCACAGCGACUUUGAGAAAUCUCAUAUACGAAUCCCAGCUCAGACCUGCAUCAGCGUGCCUGAAGAGGCCAUCAGCCCAGGAAUCACUGUGAAUCAGAUUGAGGGGAAGCUUCCAGAGGAGUCCAAAUAUCAUUGGAAACAGCGGGGUUUUGUGGAUUAUAUUGUCCUGCUAGACUGGUGCAGUUCCAUCACUGAUCUGAAACUGGGCACCACUUUGCAGAGCCUUAAAGAUGCCCUUUAUAAGUGGGACAGCAUCACCAUCCUGCGUAGUGAGCCACUGGUCCUGGAGGGAGGUUAUGAGAACUGGCUUUUGUUUUAUCCCAUGUUCACAACCAACGCUAAAGUUCAGCCUCCCAGACAGAGCGUUAUCAGCACCCUCCCUCAGUUGAACUUCAGCUAUCCAUCCCUGGAUGAAAUAAAGCCUCCAAACCCACCAGAGCCUGAGACUAAACCUGAGCUGGAACCAUCAGCUCCUUCACUAAUGAAUGGUGUUGCUCCAACAGACCACAACACACCUAAAUCUGUGGUAAAUGACAAGUUGCCAGACACCGUCUGUUCCCCCACCACAAACUCCACACAUGCUGGACCUGAGCUUAGUAAGAAGAGCCCUGCAGCAGGAUCAACCAGCCAGUCAGGUGCCACAGCCAAGGUCUUACCAAAGUUUGACCGAACCAAGAAGCCAUCUGUCAGGUUGUCGGAUGAAAGUAAGGCUAGUCAGAAUGGUUCAGCAAAAGACUCCGCCCUUAACAGCCCGCUUGUCCCUGACCGUUCAUCUAAACCACUAUUCAGUCCCAGCACUACUCUGUCCAAAGAAGAACAAAGCCAGACAGACAUGUAUACUGUGAACGGGACAGAGAAGACCAAAUAUGAGCAGGAACAACACAUCCAAGAGCCGCGUCCUGAAGAAGAGAGACAGGAGAAGGAACAGACGGAGGCAGAGUUGAAACAAAGGCCACAAAGGGAGGACAGUGAAAAGAGAAAGAAUGAGGAGGCCAAGCAGCAUCAGGAGAAGAGAAUUGAGAGGCAAAAGGCACAAGAAGAGGAGGACAAGGAGAACAAAGGAUGGGAGGAAAAAGAAAGAAGAGGAAAAGAGCAACACUCUGACACACCAUUAAAAAGUACUUCUCUGGAUUCUCCUUCUUCUAACCACACUGGCAGUGAGAUGAAGAGGGAUCCUCUCAUAAGAGCAAGAAGUGAGGAGAUGGGGCGGAGUGUACCAGGUCUGCCAGAUGGCUGGAUGAAGUUCCUUGACACAGUGACAGGGACCUACCGAUACUACCAUUCCCCAACCAAUCGUGUCCACCUAUACCCUCCUGAGGUUACUGUUCCCCAAACCCCCCCUUCCACACCACCAACAGUCAAACAGAAACAGCAAAGACGGGCUGAGCCAGACCCCAACCGCGAGCGAGAACGGGACCAGUCCAAACUGAAACGUUCAUACUCCUCCCCUGAUAUUAGCCAGGACCUGAGAGAGGAGUCCCAGAAGAAAGCCAUCCCCCAGACCGCUGCGGCUUCCAUACCAACCAUCAACAGAGAGACCAAGCCGAAUACUGCUAAAGUGUAUUCUAAAGUGGAGAACGUGCGCCCAUCUGCUGCCAAAAUCCGCAACCUAAAUCCUACAUUUGGAGGUCUGGGAUCAUCUCUGACUGGCCUUCGUAACCUUGGCAACACAUGCUAUAUGAACUCCAUCUUGCAGUGUUUGUGCAACACUCCUGCCAUGGCUGACUACUUCAACAACAAUUAUUACAUGGAAGACAUAAACAGGUCCAACAUUCUUGGUCAUAAAGGUGAGGUGGCAGAAGAGUUUGGCGUGAUUAUGAAGGCCUUGUGGGCAGGUCUGUACAAGUGCAUCAGUCCACGGGACUUUAAGAUCACCAUAGGCAAAAUCAACGAGCAGUUUGCUUCCUAUGACCAGCAAGACUCACAAGAGCUGCUGCUUUUCCUUAUGGAUGGUCUUCAUGAGGACCUCAACAAGGUAGCAGACAACAGAAAGCGAUAUAAGGAGGAUGACGAUGACAAUGAUCAUUUGGAUGAUCAGACGGCAGCAGACCUGGCAUGGAGAAAACACAAGAUGCUCAAUGAGUCCAUCAUUGUUGCACUGUUCCAGGGUCAGUUUAAAUCCACUGUACAGUGCCUCACCUGCCACCGCAAGUCACGCACCUUUGAGACCUUCAUGUACCUGUCACUGCCUCUGGCCUCGUCCAGCAAGUGCUCACUGCAGGAUUGUCUGAGGCUGUUCUCCAAGGAAGAGAAGUUAACGGACAACAACAAGGUGUUUUGUCGACAUUGCAAGGCCCACCGAGAUUCCACCAAGAAAUUGGAGAUCUGGAAGGUCCCUCCCAUUCUGCUGGUCCAUUUAAAACGCUUUUCUUAUGAGGGCAGAUGGAAGCAGAAGCUGCAGACGUCUGUAGACUUCCCUCUGGACAGUCUGGACCUGGCCCAGUAUGUCAUUGGACCUAAAAACAACCUCAAGAGAUACAAUCUUUUUGGAGUUUCUAACCAUUACGGGGGUUUGGAUGGAGGCCACUACACGGCGUACUGUAAGAAUGUUCUCAAACAGCGCUGGUUCAAGUUUGAUGACCACGAGGUGUCCGACAUCACCACCUCAUCCGUCAAGUCCUCUGCAGCCUAUAUCUUGUUUUACUCCGCGCUGUGACGGAGCUGUAGGACUUUAUGAUGGCGCUACACCAGAGCAACGACACUCAAGCCUCGAGGUUGUUUGCGUUUUCUUCUUAAAUCACAGCUCUGGCGACCUGUGCACUUGGUAUGAGGUUAGAUGAGUACGUGCACGCACACGAGGAUGCACUCAUCUAGCUUGUUUUGGUUGGGGGAGAGGUGCAGGUACACCGUGCGAUGCUUGAGCUGCUAGAGCUGAUAAACAUGCUGCCUGUUCAUAUUACUGAUCAUGCUGAGACUUAACAGAUACUCCUUUUACUCUGACUUCUACACCUUGAGGUGUUGUAGGACAAACAGCUAGUUCAGGUGAUCUUUAAUUUUUGUUGCACUUGGUGUGGACGACUGUUGCAGAAGUGAUCUUCAGCUUUCUGGUACUGUGUAUGCACAGGUUAACACUUAGACAGCAUGUACAUAUUUAACAUUGCUAAUGUUGCACAUUCUGUAUGUACAUAUUUUUCUGUUCUGUGGCCAAAUUUACCUUGUGUUUUGGAAGGAAGAGUAGCGGCCUUCAUCAUACCAUCUUGUUUAUGAGGAUGUUUCGUAUGUUUCUAAGGUAACAUUAAAGGCAUGAAAGCAGAUUAAAUGGUAUUAAAAUGGAUUUACGAGGCUGUGAGCACAGAAAGUAAUUUGGGCGUCCUAAAAGGCAGUUGGCUUGUGCUCAUUGAUAUUACCCACAUUCUUACACUUACAUCAUAUGCAAUCUGUUUAAAAUGUUUAUGUAAAUACAAAGUUUGGUCCAUAGUGACACAAUUUGUCAUUUUUGCAUCUGUACGCCAACGAAAUGGAGAUGAAUUGAAACAGUCGCGAUGCUUUCAUAGUGUAGAUGUCCAGCUUUAAUUCAAGGGAUUUAACAACAAUAUCACAGUAACCAUUUAGGAUUUACAGCCAGUUUUGCACAUAGUGCCUCCAUUUUCAUAGAGUGUGAGUAAUUAGACAAAUUAAAUGUGAGGAUUAUUGUUGAUUCAAAUCACAUUCAUCUUUAGAUAAAUUGCAGUGGACACAUCAACGGUUCCAACUCACUGAACAUGUCUUGGAUUUAAAUUUCAACACUCAAUAAAUACAUAGUAAAUCUGUCAGAAGUAGCUGCUUUUCAAAAGUAAAUGGCCAUACUAGAAAGAGAUGAGUGAUGAAUGCUACCAAGGUUCCCAUAACAAUUCUGAAGGAGUUAUAGGCUUCUGUAAAUAAUAAAUGGACUGCUUGUAUGGUCAAAGCUCUUUACAGUGAUGCCUCACAUUCACCCAUUUGCACACAAACACACACAGAAUAAUAAUAAAUGUUGUGUCUGAUGAUUUGCAGAUGUCCAUGCUGGAUUUGACGGUCGCAAAUUGAGUUUUACCAGUGACGCGUUAGCAGAGCCGGUAAAACGGCUAGUUGUCGUGAACAUCCGCAAAUCAUCAGACACAACUGGGUUAUUCCCAUUCUAAUCCAAUUCCAUUGUUUGCACAAUUUAUUUUUCUAAGUAAUUCGGUCAACGAAUUGUUGCGAAAGGGCGUGGGCGGCUUGUCAAAGCUUACCGUACCAACAGUGUGUUCAUGAAAAUUCUGUGAGCAGACAGACAGAUUUCUCCAUCUCGUCAGCUGCAUUGAGUUAAAUCCAUCAAGCGAUCCAGUUAAAUCCAUUAAAUCCACACAUUUCUGCAUCACCGUCCCUGCACUAGUUUCUGUCGCUCUUUGCUGACAGCGCCAUUCAUGACACCUGCGCACUAACACGGUCAGGGGGCAGAGUAACACAUCAAAUGUGAAACGGUUUUAAUAUUUUGCUACCGUCAGUGUGAUAUUUCAUGGUCUGAAAUCUCACACAAUUAACCAAUCACAUUCGUGGAAAAAAUGGAAUUGGAUUAGAAUUUAAUUUAGAAUACACUUUACAUUCGUAAUAAAUCUCAAAGUGCUACAGAAGUCAGGGUGCUCCAAUGCAAGGUGUUCACUACACACCGGGAGCAAUUUUGGGAUUAAGAACCUUGCCUAAGGGACCCGAGUGUUUUGUUUUUGUCACCUCCUCAGUCUGACAGGGAUUUGAACCGACAGUCCCGGGAGCCCAUCACAGUUUGACCAUCACCUCCCCUGGAGCUGAUGAAACUGUGCACAUUAGAGAAGUGGAAAAAGAUCUUAAUACAAGAAAACAAAGUCUGGGCUUGAGUCUAAAGUUUGUAGUAAAUUUGCAAGAUUUCACAUAUCUUUAGGGAAAGUCCUUCUGUCACUCCACCAUGAAGUGAUGUAACUGGUGAUGCAACAGACAAAAGUAGCUCUGUGCAGUUUCUCCAGUCACAGCCACAGAAUUCUGUAACUCUGAGUUUCAUAGGUGUCAGAGUCGCUCAGUUUUUGUCAUGUUCAUGUAUCCAUCCCCUGGCUUGUCUAAAGAAAGGCAUCUGUAAAUGGGAGGAUUUUAAUUUUUUUUAAAAAACAACACAACUUGUAUUUAGUUUUAUGACCCCUGAAAAUCUCGGGACUGUGUACAAAAAUGGCAGUAAUUCCGAAAUGGCUAAUGUGAUAUUUUAUUGUUUCCCUUUAAUUAAAGCUGAAAGUCUCACACUACAAGCACAUGUUUUAUUUCAACUCCAUUGUAACAUUGUUCAGAGGCAAACUUUACAAAAAUGGCAUGACUUCCCGAAUACGGACCUGACUGAAUUGUUCAAAAUCUGAUGAUUAAUAAUGAUGGUGAAGUCUCGUCAGUCUUGGUUGGUUCAGCUGGAUCCGUUAUCGUGUUGUUAUUGGAAUCUUCUUGAAUGACGUGUGAUGCAGAACUCUGGAGAGGAAAGUUUUGGUUUGGUGUCUUCAUUCAAAAAUCAAAAUCAUCUAAAUCUGCAGUUUAGAUUGAGUUUUGAACAGCCUAAUUGUAAUUAAGAUUAUAUUUAAAUUCAGUGCUGAGAGACAGAAGGCCUGAAAUAGACUUUAUUUGCUUAAAUUAGUGCAUUACUGUCUGUGUUUGCUGUCAGGUUUCAUUGAAGAACAAGCAAAAUCACAAUACAAAUAAAAAAUAAGUACUCCUGGGAGGACCAUAGAUCUAAAGGGGCCAGGAUCUGAUUCUCUGCUUCCUGACUAGUUACUUUUGCUGAACUGAGAUCAUAGUAAUAUCUUUUCUUGUACAUUGUUUUUUUUAUUAUUUCUUGUUUAGUUUCACAUAUAACAAAUAUAUUAACCUCAAACUCAAACUAUUUAUUAAAAAUCUUUCAAAUUAG